Rhizophagus irregularis DAOM 181602=DAOM 197198 is the source of this 672-nucleotide messenger RNA. RefSeq lists its product as uncharacterized. Lineage: Eukaryota; Fungi; Glomeromycota; Glomeromycetes; Glomerales; Glomeraceae. The record is from RefSeq and is a predicted model, not a curated record.
UUUUUUUUACGAAUAAAUUUAACGCUUUUUUUUAACGAUUUUAACGAAUUUUAAUGACAAUAUGGGUUUUUGGCGCGGAGUUGGAGAAGUAUUAAAGUUCACUGGAAAGGUAGCAGUAGUAGGAACUGUAGGAGGAUUGAUAGUUUCUACUGGUGGAUUAGCAGCACCUUUAAUUGGUGGCGGAACAUACUUCAUUGGCAAAGGUAUUAAAGAAAUAGCUAAAGAAGAAGGAAGUGAAUUUUGGGAAGGCACUGGCGACCUUAUUGAGGAUAUAGGACUUGAUGGUCUUACUGGCGGAUUGUUCAACUUUGGAACUCAAACUGCUGGACAUCUAGCCGCACGAGAAAUUGCCAGAAAUGGCCGAAAAAUGACUAAUGGCGCUAAGAUUUUAAUUAGGGUUGGUCAAACCAUAAAAAUAGGAAAGAGAGUGUAUGAAGUUUGUGAUAAAAAUUUAGAGGAUGUUAAAUAUGCUCUCUACUUUUAUCAUGGUCUUCAUAAAGAAAAAGGAAAUAGUUAUGAUAGUGAUUGCCCUAUUUGCCGUGAAAUUGUCUAAAAUAUUUUUAUGGCAGGAAAAAAUUUGGUCCUUAUUUUCUUUCUUGUUUUUGAAAAGUUUUCUUUAUUCUCUUAUUAUUUCAAUUAUCUCUUUUUCAGGGAUAGUUUUAUGUAUUAUCC